AUGACAAAUCGUCUUGCUGCUGGGUGCUUGCUUACCAGCACCGGUACCCAGAGCCCGCAGCUUAGCCAGCUAGCACAUUUCGACUCCUACAGCUUAUGCUUGUGGUACUCGCCGGUCGCGCAAACGCAAGCACGAGGGGAUCAGAGGGGACAGAGGGAUCGCGUCAUGCGGAGCCCAAUUCUACACAGCCAACCUCUGGGUUGUACACGCUGA
Messenger RNA from Pyricularia pennisetigena, 213 nucleotides. RefSeq lists its product as uncharacterized. Bases 1 to 213 code for a protein of 70 amino acids. The transcript is spliced from 2 exons. Lineage: Eukaryota; Fungi; Ascomycota; Sordariomycetes; Magnaporthales; Pyriculariaceae. The record is from RefSeq and is a predicted model, not a curated record.